AAUAUUCAUUAUAUUACUUAUAUUUUUAAUGUAACAGUAUAGAUGUCAAUGCACCACAAACAUUGUUUAAAAUCAUGAGUUUUCAGUUGAAGAAACCUAGUGCGAUUUUUAAACACCUCAAUUCAUUUGCUGAGAGAAAUGAAUUCGAACAGAAUGCCCUGAAACUGAAAACGUCAGAAGACAGUCAAAAUACUGCAAGAUCCGAUGUACUUGAAAAUGAUAUUGAUAAUUUAACAAGCACCAAACAGUCUUGCGAAGAUCUUCAAUCUGCAUCCACCAAGCAGUCAAGCCGUAAUAGUGGAUCUCCUAAUACUGAAUUAAAAAACCAUACUACUAAAGAAAAUUCUACUAUAAAAAUCACAAAAUCUCAAAAGUCUAACAUAGUGGCUUCUACUUCAGAAAAUAAUAAAAGAUUACAAAAGACUAAUUUAAUCUUAAACAGAAAUCAUUCUGAUCCAAAUUUAUCAAAAAAAAUUGAGACUUUAUUAAAUAAUGAAAAUAUGAAUGUACUUGAUGUUAGAUAUAUGGACGUAACUAAGAAACUAGAAGCUCAUGUUAAAAGUCUAGAAAAAUUAGAAUAUGAUAUGCUGCAAAAAGUGUUUGACAUGUUCGUUGAUAUACCAGAAAAUGUAGCCAUUAAUAUACCAGGUCUUCGAGAUCCAUCAUCUUUGCCUCAUUUUAAAAAAGUUAGACAAAAAAUUAAAAAUAAAUUAAAAGUUGCAAGAGCACAAUUAAAAUCUCAACAAGAAAUAAUUAAAAAAGAAAACAGCCUUAAUGUUUUGAAUGAUACUUUUAUUAGUCCUGAUAAAAAUAUUAAAGAAGAAAAAAUUUCAAAAAAUAUAUCAGACAAUAAUGAUAUGCUAUUAGAUGAAAAAUUAGAAAAUCAAAUAAAUUUGAACUUGAAUUAUGAUAAUAAUUCAGUAAAGUUAUCAAACUUGCAUUCAUUUUCUGAUAUACCUACAUCUAGUAAUUCAUCAAUAACCCAAUCUAGACUUAAUAAUUUGACAUGUACUGUAACAUCAUUACAUUUUAAUUCAAAAGAAAAUAAUAAAAUUAGCCACGACAAAUCAGAUUUCAAUAUAAAUGUAGAUGUUCAAAAAUCAACUCCUAGUUCACAAAUUAUGAAUGAAAAUAAAUCAACUACUAGUCAAAAUAUUAAUCUAUUGAACUCAACAGAAACAGACUCAUCCAAAACUGAGUUGACUAGAACUGAUUAUGAUUUCUCGUGGGAACUAUUAGCAGUAUUUAAAAGAACUUUUGGACUCCGAAAUUUUCGAGAAAAUCAAUUUGAAGCUAUUAAUGCUGCUUUGCUGGGACAUAAUUGUUUUAUACUAAUGCCAACAGGUGGUGGAAAAUCAUUAUGUUAUCAAUUACCUGCGGUUAUAUCUAGAGGCAUUACUAUUGUAAUUUCACCACUAAAAUCCUUAAUAAUUGAUCAAACUCAAAAAUUAAAAUCUCUUGAUAUACCGGCUGCUCAUUUAUUAAGUAAUAUUACAGCUGAUGAAGAAAAUGAAAUCUUUUCUAAACUUUGGGAAGCUGAACCAGGAUUCAAAUUAUUGUAUGUUACUCCUGAAAAAGUUAAAGCAAGCAAUAAACUAUUACAAGUCUUAAACAAUUUAUAUUGUAGAAAUAUGUUAGCUCGAAUAGUUAUUGAUGAAGCUCACUGUGUUUCAAAUUGGGGUCAUGAUUUUCGGCCAGAUUAUAAGCAAUUAGGUGUAUUAAAAGAAAAUUAUAAAAAUGUCCCGAUAAUGGCAUUAACAGCUACCGCAACACAACGUGUUCGCAAAGAUAUUUUACACCAACUUAAUAUUGAAGAUACAAAAUGGUUCAUAUCUAGUUUUAAUCGACCCAAUUUAGUUUAUGAAGUAAUUCCAAAAAGUGGUAAAUCUACAUUAUUAGAAAUUGUCAAACUAAUAAAAUCUAAAUUUGAUCGUCAAUCUGGUAUAAUUUAUUGCAUGACUAAAAAGGAAUGUGACAGUACUGCUGUACUAUUGUCUAGAGAAGGAAUCAAAGUAGCAAGUUACCAUGCUGGGUUAACUGAUAAACAAAGAAAUAAUAUUCAAUUGCAAUGGACAUCAAAUAAAUUGAAUCUAGUUUGUGCUACGAUUGCAUUUGGCAUGGGCAUUGAUAAACCUGAUGUACGAUAUGUUAUACAUUAUUCAUUACCACAAUCUAUUGAAGGUUAUUAUCAAGAAUCUGGUAGAGCUGGCCGAGAUGGUGAUGUUGCACACUGCAUUCUGUUUUAUGUCUAUUCAGAUAUGCAUCGUAUACAAAAACUCAUUCAAAUUGGAAACGGAGCGACUUUCGAAACAAAAAAAGUACGUUUGCAGAACCUUUGUAGAAUUGUAUCAUACUGCGAAAACAAAACUGACUGUCGUCGUGCUUUACAACUUAACUAUUUUGAUGAAAUAUUCGAUAGAGUUCAAUGCAUUUCUAAUGAAGAGACUAUGUGUGACAAUUGUCGCAAUAAGCUAUCUACAAAAUUAAUUGAUAUCACUGAAGAAAGCAUCAAAUUAAUUACUGCUGUUCAAGAAAUUUGUGGUUCAGACAGUAGUUGGAAAAAUAAUUUUACAUUCACUCAUUUCGUGGACAUUUUUAAAGGAUGUAAAACUCAAAAAGUGAAAUUACAUGGCCAUGAACGCUCCAAUAUUUUUGGUUGUGGUGUACAUUGGAAUCGACAUGAUGUAGAGCGAUUGAUAAAUAAAUUAAUACUUGAAGGAUAUUUAAGAGAAGAGAUGGUGAUUGCUAAUAAAUCUGAUAUUAUGAAUGCAUAUAUUCGAAUUGGUCCUGUAGCUGAAAAGCUUCUUAAUGGAUCUGUCAAGUUAUCACUUGCCUUGAGUUCAAAAAAUAAUACAGUUGCUGAUCAAACUUCUUCUAGUAAAAAAGAGCCAGCGAUAAAUCCAAUGCUAAAAGAAAUACAAGAAAAAUGCUAUGAAAAUCUUAUGGAUGUGUGUCGUGGUUUAGCUGCUUCGUUAGAAAUCAAUACAAGUGCUGUCAUGACGGUCCAAGCAAUUCGUUCGAUGUCACUUCUAAUGCCAGAAAACGAAGAAGAUAUGUUAAAAAUUGAUGGUGUUACAAAAUCUAAUUUUGACAAGUUUGGUGAACCUUUAUUAGAAAUUACACGGCAAGCAGCUACAGAAAAGUUAGAAAUUUUAGGUACUGAAAACAAACAAAACUUCAAUGAAGCCGAUAGUAACAGUGAUUAUAAUCCAGAAAAUAGUUUUAAUUCUCCAUGUUAUGAAGAUAUGGUUAACCAAAUGUUAGAGAGUUCAAGAGGUAAAAAAAGAAAAGCAAAAUCUUCCACUAGAAAACCUAAACGGUUUAAAAAAGGCCGAGCAAAAAAGAAGUGUGGUUCCAAAAAUUCAUCUACAUCUACUAUGGCUAAGAUACGUAAGACGGCACUUAAAUUGAAUGCUAAAAUGCGCCCUAUAAGAAAACCUGGUUUCUUACAAUCGCCCAAAAAAUCGUCGACAUAAAUCAAUAUUGACAAAAUGUGAUAAGAGUUAGGUUUUUUUUUCAUAACAAUUAACAAAGUUCAAAUAUAUAAUAUAUUUUUUAUUUAAAUGAUCA
Sipha flava (yellow sugarcane aphid) is the source of this 3570-nucleotide messenger RNA. RefSeq names its product Bloom syndrome protein homolog. The transcript has 19 exons. Gene Ontology annotation, biological process: double-strand break repair via homologous recombination; DNA replication. The record is from RefSeq and is a predicted model, not a curated record. Gene Ontology annotation, molecular function: nucleic acid binding; four-way junction helicase activity; 3'-5' DNA helicase activity. Lineage: Eukaryota; Metazoa; Arthropoda; Insecta; Hemiptera; Aphididae. The coding region runs from base 75 to 3476 and encodes 1133 amino acids. Gene Ontology annotation, cellular component: cytoplasm; nucleus; chromosome.